AUUUCUAAAGCAAAAAGGAAAACCAAACAAAAAGGAAAAAAUUAAUUCUGAUAACAAUCCUUUAUUCUCACCUAAAAUCAACAACUCAUUUAUAUAUUAUAUAUAUAUAUCUUGCUCACUAGUUGUGAUUUUCAUUGUGUAAAAAAAAAUAAAAAAAUUGUCUAACCACAAAAAUGAUCAUGGGAGCAGAGGGUUUUGGUACAAAAUCUGGGAUUUCAAAAACUUAUACAAAUAUGGGGUUGAAUGAAUAUGAUAGAGGAGAUAAAGGAAAUCCGAAGAUUCUAUGGAUCGUAGCUUCAGUUAUUGAGAGGUCAGUUCAAAAGAAUGAGAAGGGAUUGAAGGGAUCGAAUAAGAGAGGUGUUGUUACUGUCUUCCAUGGUACAAGAGCCCCUGUUUUGACCGUUCAGCAGUACAUUGAGCGCAUUUUUAAGUACUCCAACUGCAGUCCUUCGUGUUUCGUGGUUGCGUAUAUAUAUUUGGAGAGAUUUCUCAAUCUGACUGAUUGUUUACUCACCUCUCUUAAUGUUCACCGGCUUCUCAUCACUAGCAUCAUGUUGGCUGUCAAGUUUGUAGAUGAUGACUGCUACAACAAUGCUUAUUAUGCAAAAGUAGGAGGAAUAACGACAAGAGAACUGAACAAGCUUGAGCUAUCCUCGAAAAUGAUCUUAGGAGCAGAGGGUUAGAAUGAUAGAGUUGGAACCCCAAAACACCUUAAUGUUGGGCCAACCAGUUAUAAAGUAUUGAAAAGUAACAAGUUUGUUCCAAAUACCAGGUUGGAUUAUAAUCCACAAAUCAAAGUCUGUGUUGUAAUGUUGGAUCAAAAAGUUAAUAGAAUAACUGCGGAAUGUUGGAACAUUUACAGAAAAUGCCGUCUUCUAUUGAACAAUGAGAUUUAGAGUAAUAAAUAAAUGUUUCUCUUACAAUUGGCUUUAUCGGAAGAAAUAAAAUAGUCCAAGCUUUUAGCUCAAGCAAGGAAGGAAAGACAGAAUACUAAAAAAAUGAAAGGAAAGACUUAGAAAGAACGAGAAAGCUUUGAAGAAGGUUUUUU
Messenger RNA from Solanum lycopersicum (tomato), 1048 nucleotides. Its product is annotated as cyclin-P3-1. Gene Ontology annotation, biological process: regulation of cyclin-dependent protein serine/threonine kinase activity. NCBI's taxonomy places the organism in Eukaryota, Viridiplantae, Streptophyta, Magnoliopsida, Solanales, Solanaceae. The record is from RefSeq and is a predicted model, not a curated record. Gene Ontology annotation, molecular function: protein kinase binding.